This is a messenger RNA of Sorex fumeus (smoky shrew), 1468 nucleotides long. It is a transcript of the gene HUS1, whose product is annotated as HUS1 checkpoint clamp component. Lineage: Eukaryota; Metazoa; Chordata; Mammalia; Eulipotyphla; Soricidae. The transcript has 8 exons. Gene Ontology annotation, biological process: telomere maintenance; nucleotide-excision repair; meiotic DNA integrity checkpoint signaling. The coding region runs from base 113 to 955 and encodes 280 amino acids. Gene Ontology annotation, cellular component: site of double-strand break; checkpoint clamp complex; nucleolus. The record is from RefSeq and is a predicted model, not a curated record.
GGCCCCGCCGGACCGGAAGGCGAGUCCCGGCCGGUCCCGCGGAACCCCGGGCGCGCGGCGUUUCCCGUCCGCCGCCGCCGGCUCCGCCGCGCUUCCGCUUCCGCUUCCGGCCAUGCGGUUCCGAGCCAGGAUCGGGGAUGCGGCGUGUCUGAGCCAUUUCACGCGGGUCAGUAACAUGAUCGCCAAGCUGGCCAAGACCUGCACGCUUCGCAUCAGCCCUGAGAAGCUGAACUUCAUCAUCUGGGAUCAGGUGGCCAGCGGGGGAGUGAGCAUGUGGUGUGAACUGCAGCAGGAGAACUUCUUCAGCGAAUUUCAGAUGGAAGGUGUCUCAGCAGAAAAUAAUGAAAUUUAUUUAGAACUGACAUCAGAAAACUUAUCUCGAGCCUUGAAAACUGCUCAGAACGCUAGAGGCUUGAAAAUAAAACUGACCAAUAAACACUUCCCCUGCCUUACGGUCUCUAUAGAAUUGAUAUCGGCAUUAAAUAGUAGUCGCAUUGUGACACAUGACAUUCCCAUAAAGGUUAUUCCUAGAAAAUUGUGGAGGGAUUUACAAGAACCUACAAUCCCAGCCUCUGAUGUUAGCAUUUAUUUACCAGUCCUGAAGAUUAUGAAGAGUGUUGUGGAAAAAAUGAAAAACAUUAGCAAUCACCUUAUUAUUGAAGCAAAUCUAAAUGGAGAGUUGAACUUGAAAAUAGAAACCAACCUUGUGUGUGUUACAACUCAUUUUAAAGAUCUUGGAAACCCUCCAUUAGCCUCUGAAAACAGAUCUCAAGAUAGAAAUCCAGAACAAAUGGCUGAAGUGCACAUAGACAUUAAGAAGCUCCUACAACUUCUUGCUGGACAACAAGUAAAUCCGACGAAGGCUAUCUGCAAUAUUGUGAAAAACAAGAUUGUUCAUUUUGACUUGCUCCAUGAAGAUGUGUCCUUGCAGUACUUCAUCCCUGCUUUGUCAUAGAAACAAGUUAUAUAUGCGGGACCUCGGGGGCCUCUGUCAGAUCCUGGAAAAGCAGCAGGGGGAUGUGCCCUAAGUCACUUGUGUUUUUAUGGCAGCGUAAAUCCUGUACAUAUCACUUAUCUUGCCAUUGUAAAACAAUUUUUGUUUUUGUUUUUGUUUUGGGGUUCCAUCCAGCACUGCUCAGGACUUACUCCAGGCUCUGGUCUCAGGGAUUCUGGCAGUGCUCAGGGGAGCAUAUGCAGUGUCAGAGACUGAACAGGGGAUUGACCAUUUGCAGGACAAGUUUGCCUUACUCACUUUCUGGCCUACUGGUAAAAUAUUUUAACUAAAAAUAGUGAAGCACAGUUGGAUAAAAUGUAUUACUUCACAUAUCUUGUAUAUUUCUCAUGUAUUUUGUUUUGUAAAAUAUUGAAAGAAAGAUAGAAUCUGGAUUUUAAAUAGCACUUUUAAUUGAAGUUAUAAAAAAUGUUCCUAUAUUUAGAAUUAGUGUGGUAAUAAAAAUUUGCAAAAGUA